This is a messenger RNA of Paramecium tetraurelia, 1736 nucleotides long. RefSeq lists its product as uncharacterized. Gene Ontology annotation, molecular function: protein binding. The record is from RefSeq and is a predicted model, not a curated record. Lineage: Eukaryota; Ciliophora; Oligohymenophorea; Peniculida; Parameciidae. The transcript has 3 exons.
AUGAAUUGUUAUUAACAUAAUUCCCAAACCACUCAUGUUUGCAAUAAACUAGAUUGCAAAUAUAAAUUGGCAUGUAAUUCAUGUGUCAACUAACAGCAUAUUGGCCAUGUCGAUACAAAUGUAACUCCCCUUUCCAAGUUUGUUGAUAGGAUGUUAUAUGAAUUUCAAAGAUCAGAAGUUGAACGAUUGAAACGAAUUUAUUUCAAGGAAGACAUAAUUUAGCAUAUUAAAAAAGAAUUUUAAUACUUAAAAGAAAAGACGAAUUAGAUUCUUAAUUAGAGGGAAUAGAAGUUAAUAUCUCUAAUUGAUAAUCAAUGGAUACACAGUAAAUAAUUAAAGAAUAUCAUUGAUCAUAUUGAAAUGAUGAAGGAUGGUAAGGUGUACGAAGAAGGAUUAUAAUUAGUAUUGCCAAUAUUGUAAUAGGGAUCAUAGGAUGUGAUUAAUAAAUAUGAAAAAGAUAAAAUUAGAAUAGUUACUAAAGUGAGAGAAUAAAUUAAUUAAGUUAAAACAGUUUUAGAUGGGUUAUUCUAUAUUGGAAAUUAGUAUUAAUUAGAUCAAUAGUAGAUCAAGCUAGAAAAUGCAUUGAAAUUAGAAAAUACACUUAAAUCACGUGAAGAUAGAUUGUUUUAGAGUGCAAUUCAUUUGUCAAAUCCAAAGGAGUAUCACACAUCUAAGCCAUACGGGACCUACUAAGAAUUUGUGGAUAGUUUAUAUCCUGAUAAAUAAUAGGAGUAUAUUUAAUCAAUUGAUUACACUUCAUUACUUGCAAGACCAACUAAAUUUGAUAAUACUCAAUUAUAAUUUGAGAAAACAGAAAAUUUUUAAUUAUAUGGAGUAAUUGACCAUUUAACAUAUGUGAUAUCAUGUAUAAGAAUGAAGAAUGGAUAAAUUGUUACAUGUUCGAAAAUAGUUUCAUUUUUUGAGUACCCUAGUUUAAAAUUAAUGUAAUAAUUGGGCAAUAAUCAAAACAUUAAAUAAGUGGUUGAAAUUACUUAAAGUCUUUUGGCUUUGUUAACUUAGACACAAGUAUUGAUGUAUGAGAAGAGGAAGGAUAAGUGGAUACCCAAAGGUGAGUUUAUAACACCUAAUAUUGGAGUGAUUAAUAAGAUUGGUUUGAUCAAUGAUCUAUUCUUGAUUUUAGUUUAAACUCAAUUAAUUGUUUAUAAAUUGAAAUAACAAAUAAUAGCAGAUUAACCAAUUGAAUACUUAUUUAUCAAUUUAACUCCACAGGUUUACAUGCAUAAAUAUGAUUGUUGUAGCUUUGCGAUAUUUGAGAAUAAACUAUUUUCAGCAGACUUAGGGGGAAGACUCUACUAAUGGAAAUUAGGGAAUGUGUUUCAUGUUGACAAUGUCAUACAAUCAAGUAACAAUGAAGUAGUGGGCAUAAUACCUAUGCAUGACAGCAGAUUGAUUACAAUUGGAACUGAUGGAGUAAUUAGACUAUGGGAUAGUGCAUUACAAUUGGUUACUACUGUAAAGCAUAGAAGUCCAUUUACAGCUUCAGUUGAGGGAAAUGAACUAGAUACAUUUUAUACGGGGGAUGUGUCUGGAAAAAUUUAGAAGUGGAAAGUUACGGUGUUGAUUGAAUCCCUUAUUGAAUUAGAUGCUCAUAAUGAUCAAAUCACUGAUUUACAAUUCAGUACAUACUUAAUUAGUUGUUCAGCAGACAAGAAGGUAAAGAUUUGGAUUACAUAGAAAUGAAUAUAAACUUAUAAAUAUUAAUAACUAAUGGUAAA